This is a messenger RNA of Ostrinia nubilalis (European corn borer), 3168 nucleotides long. RefSeq lists its product as uncharacterized. Bases 1 to 3168 code for a protein of 1055 amino acids. The transcript is spliced from 4 exons. Lineage: Eukaryota; Metazoa; Arthropoda; Insecta; Lepidoptera; Crambidae. The record is from RefSeq and is a predicted model, not a curated record.
AUGGCGAAAGACUCUGGAAAACUAAAAGUGUUGUUCGCAUUACAAGAUGAGUGCAAAAACAAUUUGGUGAAAGCGGAAACAAAUUUCAAGAAAUCACCUAGAGAUAGGUUAAAAAGACCAUAUUUGGAAGCUAGACUGGAAUCGCUAGAGAGUUUAUACUAUAGCUUCAAGGAAGGUCAUAAGGCAAUAGUGUCCGAAACUUUGACGGACCGCAACCACCCGUACUUCAUUGAAGAUAAAUAUGAAAAUUUCGAGGAACUAUACAUUCAUGAUGAGCUACCGACCUGGGAACAAUUACGAGAAUAUUUAGAGAGCAGAUUCAGGUCUUUAGAGAUGAUUGAUACAAAUGUGACACGCACCACACCAGCACGCACCACACCAGCUGCUAAGCCUAAAGCUUUUCAUGCUUCUAUUGAGAACAAAUGUAAAAUGUGUCAAGAAAACCAUUUCCUUAAUCAGUGCAAAGAAUAUGGAUUGUUAACACCCAACAAAAGACAAGAUUUUGUGCAAAGUAACAAGCUAUGCUUCAAUUGUUUAUCACCUACACAUUCCGUCGCGAAGUGUCGUCUUCCAACGAGCUGCAAGAGAUGUGGACGUCGUCACCAUACUACCCUACAUUAUGAGAGAGAGAACAGAGAUUCAAAUCAGCAAACUACUGCAGCGAACGAGAGAGAUGGAGCCACAGUGACAUCUAGAGAUUACCAACCUACACAACUCAGCACACCAUCGUGGUCAGAUAUUGAUAACCUACCAUUGGCUGACCCCACCUAUGCAACGCCAGGGAAGAUAGAGGUCUUACUUGGAGCAGACGUUUAUAGUGAAAUAAUACUGGAAGGAGUAAUCAAGCAGACUGAAGGGAGCCUGAUGGCGCAAAACACAGUAUUCGGAUGGAUAAUAUCAGGGAAAGUGACACCAGAGCCCGGUGAGUCAUCACAAGCUAAUUUUACGAGCAUGCACAUACAUAUUGAGGAGGAUGACUUAUUGAAGAAGUUCUGGGAAAUGGAGAAUGAGCCUAAUACAAUACAAAAGGAAAUGACAGAGAGCGAAAAGUUAUGUGAAAAGAUAUUUGAAGCAACAACAGUGAGAGAUGAGGAAGGAAGAUUUGUUGUGAGAUUGCCAUUUGCAACGGAUGAUCCUAAAAGUAAAUAUGGUCAUUCUGAAGAGAUUGCUAUCAAAAGAUUGGAGUCAUUAGAGAGAAAAUUAUCGAGAGAUCCUAAGCUGAGAGAAGAAUACAACAAAGUGUUUCAGGAGUAUUUGACUUUAAAUCAUAUGAGACCGGUUUACGAACAUGAGUUGGAGAAUAACAAGGCAGUGUAUCUUCCUCACCAUGCCGUGAUAAGAGAAGAUAAGGAGACUACAAAACUACGAAUCGUGUUUAACGCAUCGAGUAAAGGAGACAACAAUGUAUCACUCAACGAUGACCUACUUGUUGGUCCCAAAUUGCAACAAGAUUUAAGACAUAUUCUGAUGAGAUGGAGAAACCAUAAGAUAUGUCUUAUCGCGGAUAUCGUCAAAAUGUAUAGAAUGAUCUGUGUAGCGGACGAGCAUACAGAUUUUCAGAGAAUUGUAUGGCGAUUCACUUCAAAUGAACCCAUCCAACACUUCAAGUUAUUACGCCUGACGUUUGGUACUGCAUGCGCGCCGUAUCUGGCAGUCAAAGCUUUACAGAGCCUAGCCAAGUUAGAGGAAGAUAGGUAUCCGCUAGCAGCCAAAUUAACUAAGACAGAUUAUUAUAUGGACGAUCUAAUUACUGGAGCAAACACAGAAAGUGAGGCAUUACAAAUAUACGAUGAGAUGAAUAGGUUAAUGAAAUUGGGUGGAUUCAAACUUCAAAAAUGGAAUAGUAACUGUGAAAACAUAGUAGAGAAAAUACAAGAUAAAAAUGAGCAAAAUGGUAAGCAAGUAACACCUAUUAAAUUGAACAAGACCAUCAAGGUCCUUGGAGUGAGUUGGUGCAGAAUAACAGACAAUUUUGUGUACACAGUGGAGUUACCAGAUCCCAAGGAACCGAUUACCAAAAGAAAAGUGUUAGCUGAUGUAGCAAAGCUUUACGACCCAGAGGGCUGGAUUGCUCCAGUCGUUGUUAACGCCAAGAAAUUUAUACAAACACUGUGGAAAUCAGGACUAUUGUGGGAUCAAAGCUUACCUGAGGACAUCCUGAGUGAGUGGUUGGAGUAUAGAAGUAGCUUGGCAGAUUUGAGGGAACUGAAAAUACCAAGAUGGUUUAACGCUACACCAGGUUCUAAACAGGAAUUACACGUGUUUUCAGAUGCUUCCAAAUCAGCCUUCGCAGCUGCUGUCUACAUACGAGUCACCGAUGAAUCAAACAAUGUUCAUGUUCACCUGGUAACGGCAAAAACCAAAGUGGCCCCAAUAGAGAAGGAAAUCACGAUCCCGAGGCUGGAGUUGUGCGGUGCUACCUUGGCGACCAAACUCAUAUGGGAAGUAUCGCAGGUUAUGGAGAUACCCAAAGAGCAUUUGUUUGGCUGGACAGACUCCACGAUCGUGCUCGCAUGGCUGAGAGGAGGCGCAUCUCGGUGGACUACAUUUGUGAGUAAUCGGGUGUCCACUAUUCUAAAUAUAAUGAACGUUGAACAAUGGAAUCACGUACCUACAGAAUCAAACCCUGCAGACUGUGCCUCGCGAGGUGUGACCCCGAGGGAUCUCAUUGCACAUCCUUUAUGGUGGCAGGGCCCGCAGUGGUUGUCGAAGAGUAAACUUGAGACGAAUACUACAUCAGUUGAAGACACGCACGAGGAAGAGAAAGUUAAGGCUCUAACUGUUUCAACCAACAUUGAAGAAGACUUUAUCUGGUCGAGAUUUUCUUCUUUAUCGAGGUUACUAAAGGUCCUGUCAUACUGUAGAAGAGUUAAGAUACCAAGAGAUGAGAGAUUAAACUUACCGAAAUUUAUAACAGUUGACGAACUUAGAGAGACAUUAUUGAUCUGCGUUAAACAAGUCCAACAGAUAGAAUUUGAGAGUGAAAUAAAACACCUGAAAGCUAAAGGAUGUGUACCUAAGAAAAGUCCUUUGCGCACUUUAUGUCCUUUCUUGGAUGAAAAGGGAAUUUUAAGAGUGUCAGGUCGCAUCUCACAUUCAGACAUAUACAUCAAGGAAGAACACUCCAUUGAUGGGUCUUCUUCCAGAGUCAAGAUUAAAACCGAGUAA